AUGCCUAUCCAAGGAAGACAUAGAGUCAAUGAUGGUGAAUGGCAUAUGAUACAAGCGAUGGGUAACAAACACGGAGCUACAUUAUUUGUUGACAAUCAUAUGGUUUCCGGUCAAUUUACUGGGAUGACUGAUUUUAACCACGCACCAGUGCGGGACGUUUAUCUUGGUGGGACAUUAUCAAAAAUUGUUGGCUUAUCACCAGAUUAUCAACAAAACUUCACUGGUUGUAUUGCUGAUAUGCUUAUUCAGGAGAGGAUUAUCUCAAUACUUUCACAGGCAACAGUCAUCUAUGGACCUAUUGAAAAGUGUAAAAAUGUAUGA
Molecule: messenger RNA, 321 nt
Organism: Trichobilharzia szidati
Lineage: Eukaryota; Metazoa; Platyhelminthes; Trematoda; Strigeidida; Schistosomatidae
Source: the annotation of a GenBank genome assembly